Tachyglossus aculeatus (Australian echidna) is the source of this 1277-nucleotide messenger RNA. Its product is annotated as probable N-acetyltransferase camello. The record is from RefSeq and is a predicted model, not a curated record. The coding region runs from base 17 to 790 and encodes 257 amino acids. Gene Ontology annotation, molecular function: N-acetyltransferase activity. NCBI's taxonomy places the organism in Eukaryota, Metazoa, Chordata, Mammalia, Monotremata, Tachyglossidae. The transcript is spliced from 2 exons.
CUGAAGUCACCCAUAGAUGAAAUCUCACCCAUCCUGCAGGCUCCAAGGAAACUUGGCAAUUAAUAUAGUGAGAACUGGCCGCUGCCCGAUGGACCCCCAGACGGACGGAGAUCCGGCCUUCGGAGCCGACGUCGUCGUGAUCCGCGAGUACCGAGACUCGGAUCACCGGGAGGUGCGCGAGCUGUUCGCCUCGGGCAUGGGCGAGUACGCGCCUGCCCUGUGCGCCCACGUCCUGCGCCAGCCCUGGGUCCUGCUGGUCCUGUCCUGCACCUUCUGCUUGCUGCUGGCCAGCGCCCGCUCCCUGCUGCUGCCCGUGCUGGCCCUCACCUUGCUCCUGGCCGCCGGGCGCCAGGCCCUGACCUGGGCCUGGGGCCUCUACAUCGCCCGCUGCCUCGGGGAGGACCUGCUGGACGUGCGGGCGGCCUACGCGGAGGAGGCCGGCGGCCGCUUCUGGGUGGCGGAGGCGGGUGGAUGGCUGGUGGGCACCGUGGGGGUGAGGCCGGCCCGGGGCGAGGCCCGGGAGCUGGCGCUGAAGCGCCUGACGGUGCGGAGGGGCUGGCGGGGCCGGGGCAUCGCCAAGCGGCUGUGCCGGACCGUGCUGGACUUCGCCCGCCGCCGGGGCAGCCGCGCCGUGGUGCUCCGCACGGUGGUCGUGCAGCACGACGCCCGGCUGCUCUACGCCGGGCUGGGCUUCCGGCCGGGCCCGCCCCAGCUGCUGCCCACCGUCUACGGACGCUUGGCCAACUUCACCGUCACCCACUUCCGGUACGACCUCGACCCCACGGACUGAGCUCUCCGGCCCGAGCCCCCUCCCCGGCCUCCCCUGGCCCCCCGCACGGAGAGGGUGAGGGUGGAGGGGCGGUGGGCACCCAGGGGAGGGCAUAGGUCAACCCCGGGGGCCUGGGCGGGCUCCGGCUGGGCAGGGCCGAAGUCAAGGACAGCUCUGCCUGGUUGGACUUGCAACUCACAUCCACUUCCCGGCCUUGAGCUGGGCUGGGGGCUUCAGGGGAGGGCGGGGUACGUUUUUUGGCCGCCUGGUGAAAGCCAGCCCCCGGGGUCGCCGCAGCUGCCAGGCCCCGGCUUUGGGGUAGCCCGCCCGAAGGUACAUCUCCCUCCGACUUACCCCACUGUGCGGUAGAAAGAUGCUACGCUCCUAAGAAUCUUCUCCUAAUCCUCCCCCUCCUCACGCCCCUGUUGUUCUGUCUCUGGUCUGAGAUCACCAGAGCAGGAUUCAUUCAUUCAUUCAAUCGUAUUUAUUGAGCGCUUACUGUGUGCAG